This is a messenger RNA of Scophthalmus maximus (turbot), 1243 nucleotides long. Its product is annotated as microsomal glutathione S-transferase 1. Lineage: Eukaryota; Metazoa; Chordata; Actinopteri; Pleuronectiformes; Scophthalmidae. Gene Ontology annotation, cellular component: mitochondrion; membrane. The transcript has 4 exons. The coding region runs from base 16 to 657 and encodes 213 amino acids. The record is from RefSeq and is a predicted model, not a curated record. Gene Ontology annotation, molecular function: glutathione transferase activity.
UAAAAGGGUUGGAAAAUGGAAGUCCCAGUUUAUAACACACCUGAGGCCAACAGUGAGACUAAACAGUGUUACUCCCGGUCAGGGCUCCUCCCACACAUUACACAACCUCAGGACGAAUUCCAGGCUUUCCUGUCUAACUGGUCUUUGGACCUGUCUCUGUUGUUCACAGUGACUAUGCUAAAACAAGGGACAAUGUCGCCACUGAGCAGUGUGAUGGAGAGCCAGGUGCUCCAAGCAUUUUCCACUUACGCAAUUAUUGUCAUCCUGAAGAUGAUGCUCAUGUCACCUCUGACCUCUUACUUCCGCCUGACAAGAAAGGUGUUCGCAAAUCUGGAGGAUACCAAAUUUGUUUCGUCAGAAGCAGACAAGAAGCUUGUCCGCACAGAUCCCGAUGUGGAGCGGGUCCGCAGGUGUCACCUGAACGACCUGGAGAACAUUGUCCCCUUUGUGGCGGUCGGUCUCCUCUACGCCUUGACUGGACCCGAGCUGUCGUCGGCCCUGCUUCACUUCCGCCUCUUCGCGGGCUCGCGGAUCCUCCACACGGUCGCCUACGUCGGUGCUCUGCCUCAGCCCAGCCGGGGUCUGUCCUGGAUCCUGGGCAUGCUGGUCACCUUCUCCAUGGCUUACCGGGUGCUCAGCACAGUUCUCCUCCUGUAGACACGGCACUGGACCACCACAAUACAUACAAAAAUAAAUAGACUAACGUGUGCAUCUACUGUACAUUGGAACAUAUCAUUCAUUUGUGUGGAUUCCAUGCACUAAAUUCAUUGGUUCAAUCAUACAUUUUGAAUUCUAUUAAAUUGGGCCAUUUAUGGACGCUAAAAAUGAGACGGGUUACAAUUUUAAAGAAAUGAAUGUAACAAAAAACAUAUAGACCCUAACACUAGCUCAUAUUUGCCAUUAUUACUGCAGUGACGGAGUCAAAGUGAAUGCAUUAAGACAGACAGUGACGGGUUCUGCAGGCUCUCCUGGAUAUAUUUCUGAGCAAAAGAGGUAAAAGAGGAAAACCCUACUGUACAGUGUUAUGUAUGGUAAGUAUAUUAUGUACAGGUUAAAGAGUUAGACAUUACAGUGACAUUGUCUACAACCGUGAGUCGUCUAUUGAAAAACAGGUCUCACAUUAAAACACCAGUAGCCUCUUAAAACAAGAUGAUUGAUAUGUAACAACAAUAUGAAACAAAUGACUGUUGCACUAAAAGUUCAUCAAAAAUUAAAUUUAAUUAAACCUCAGAGUCCAAAGUUG